AAGAAACCAAAGAUCGAGACGUCGCUAUGCAUCUGUACCGCAUCUGUGCCCGCAUCGCUAGAGCCUGGGUGCGGUGAACGUUGUCUGAAUCGCGUCAUGGAUUAUGAAUGCGAUCCAGAUAACUGUGGCCUUGGAGACUUGUGCACAAAUCGCGAUUUCAAUGGCUUGCGAUUCAGGUCAAAAUGUGAUCUGUCCAGUACCGGUGUCGAGCUGUUCAAGACUCCAGACCGGGGCUUCGGUGUUCGCGCUUGCACGCAAUUCGAGCCGCGCCAGAUCAUCGUCGAACACACUGGGGAGAAUAUCACACCCAGUGAGGCUGGCAGGAGAAUGGAAGAGGAUUCCAAGGAUAAGGCCCUGAGACUCGAUAUCGUGAUCAGCUUUGGUCGUGCGCUCACAUUCCCCCAGAACUUCUAUCAAAUGGACUUUGACCGAGGCAUGAUCCUCGAUGCCACCAAAGGCUCUAUCGCUCGUUUCGUCAACCAUUCCUGCGAGCCCAACUGCAAGAUGCUCAAAAGAUUUGUCAAAGGUCAACCCCGAACGGCUUUGUUUGCAGGUGACUAUGGCAUUUUGACCGGCCAGGAGUUGACUUAUGACUACGACUUCAAUCCUUACUCCACUAAGGAUGUCCAGGAGUGCCGUUGUGGUUCAAGCAACUGCCGAGGCAUCCUAGGCCCGAGACUCAAA
This is a messenger RNA of Aureobasidium melanogenum CBS 110374, 684 nucleotides long. RefSeq names its product SET domain-containing protein. Gene Ontology annotation, biological process: regulation of DNA-templated transcription. The record is from RefSeq and is a predicted model, not a curated record. The annotation marks the transcript as partial. The transcript is spliced from 3 exons. Gene Ontology annotation, molecular function: protein binding; histone H3K36 methyltransferase activity. Gene Ontology annotation, cellular component: chromatin; nucleus. Lineage: Eukaryota; Fungi; Ascomycota; Dothideomycetes; Dothideales; Saccotheciaceae.